UGCCUGCCUACUACGAUCGCAUGAGGACUACGUAAUUUACUUUGAGAUGACCUUGGCAGUAGAUGAUCCACCUGCCUACUCACCACCGUCGUAUGCAUCAACAGUUUAUACUCCUCUAGCGCACUCCGACGUGGUUCGGGUGUUGGCCCUUUACCCCGCCAUUACUCACGAUGCCGAGAUUCAGUGCGAGCUAUUGUCGACCGAGAUAUCCACUUGCCAGGAGCUCGAGCAGUCGUACGUGGCGUUGUCGUAUGUCUGGGGGGACCUGAGCGAUCUUCAGCUUGUCUAUGUCAACGAUCAUGAGGUUUACAUCGGAAGAAACCUUUCUGAGGCCCUCCGUCAUCUUCGUCGUCGAGAUCGUCCGAUACGGCUCUGGACAGACGCGCUCUGUAUCAACCAGAACGAUAUUGCGGAGCGAAACCACCAAGUUCAUCAAAUGCGCAACAUCUAUUCCUCCGCUUUGGAGACAGUUAUUUACCUUGGAGAUCAUGAUGGAAGCAACACCACAACCUCAGCAUGGAACUUUCUCGAAAGACAGAGCGAGUGGGCACUAAACAAGGACGGCAACGAAGACACGCAAUUACCGUUCACUCUCGAGGAAGAUCUUAUAUACUUCAGAGGAGAUGUGGCUGAUGUUGAGCUCAGUGUCCUGAAAAAAGCCUGGUUCUUGCGCGUUUGGGUUCUCCAGGAAGUUGUUGUAUCGAAGAAAGUGUCGAUACAGUGCGGUCAUCGUAGAGUCCCCUGGAACGACUUCUGCAAGCUCAUAUUGCUGAAUCCACGAUACCACGAUCGCUAUGGAUACAGCAUGCAAGCAAUCGAAAGGGUCGAUAUCGUCCGCGACAUGUUUCAGGCCCGCUGCGCCUACCAAGAGUCGCACAAUUUGGCCCAACUCCGACCUUCCUGGCACACCCAUGUCACCAACUAUGGUGGUAGAAGCGCACACAUCAUUGACAUGCUUGCCAGAGCUCGUCAGCUUGAAGCAUCAGACCCCCGGGACAAAAUCUUUGCUCUUCUUGGGAUUUCAACGAACGUGGAUCUUGACAAUAGACUAAUGGCUGUUGAUUACGGCAAAUCCAAAGUCGAGGUACAAACUGACUUGGCCCGCUACAUCAUGGAAGAACAUAAGAGUCUCGACAUAUUGAGCUACGUUAUUCACUCGAUCAACGGCUUGUCUUCUUUACGUAGCUUUGGUCAAGCUGAUGCGUUGCCUUCGUGGGUUCCUGACUGGGAUGCAAGCCAGGUCACUCGAGGGCAGCGUCUGAUGGCCAUGCAUGCCGCUGAACUCAACGAGGACUCACUACCUCUGGACCCCGCUAGCCCCAUCGUUCCAACAAUCUUGACUUACUUGAGUGAAGAGAAAGACGAGGAACGUGAAAGACGACAAGACAUGGCCUCCAAGAGCAUGGCAUGGCUCAACGACAACAAGAUCCUCCUAACGAUGGGUUCGGUCAUUGGCACCGUAACGCACGCCGGGCCCGACAUCAGACUCCGGGGAGCUGAUGAACUGUCAUUUCAAGCAAUCAGAAAUCAAUGCGACGACCCCACAGAGUUGCGCCAGAAAAUCAUGGCGAGAUGGGCUCGGCUUCUUCUCCAGAAACACAGAAGGAAAUACGUAGGGACCCACGAUGACUCAAGACUGCCUUCUGGCCCAUCGCAGAGUAUGGACACUGUUCUUCGAUCAUUAGGGGAUACUCCGGAUUUUGGUUCCCACACAAUCGAAAGUCAUUUGUUCUCUAGAGGGCGACAGACAGCUGCCUGGUCCGGGGAAGGUGAGCAGGUUAUCAACAGAGUCACUGACAGGACGAGCAUGCUCGAAAAUAAGUCUAUCGGCUCCUACAAUAGAACGGUCGAUCCUCUUUCGAAAUUUCACAAAGUUGUGUUACCACCCGGGGCGAGAAGGAACGAUCUUAUAGUCUCGUUACGUGGUGCGCGAGUGCCAUUUGUUGUUCGGCCGAUGGUCGACAGUCAUGUCGCGGUGGAAAUGGAAGAGGCUUACCUUUUUCCACUCCUCCGCGCAGGCUUCGACUUGUUGUGUAUCGAGGACCCAGCCUUUCUCGGUCACUGCAAACUCGUCGGAGAAUGCUUGGUCAAUGAGUAUGAGGACAGCCUCUGUCAAGCGGGCAACGAAUGGGAGACUAUCGCGUUUCACUGAAGAUCUGCAUGUAUGUACACUCACAACAACACCAGCACCAGUGAUCUUGGCAACUAAGAUUAAAUUUUGCUAUCAAAACGAGUACCAAACCAACUUUUCAAUCUGCUUUUUGAGUUUUCCGCCAUUUUCGUCACACCGCCAGCUGCUUUGGCCCAGUCCCGGCACAUAGCAUUAGGCAGGAAGAAAAGCGAAAUGAUACAACUUUUAUGAGACUCAAACCCAAAAAUGAGCCUGCGACAGAAUAGAAAGCAGAGUCAAAAACCGAGCGAGCCCAUACUCCAAAUCAAAGUUGCCAGACUAAGUGCCUUUGAAUUCCAUUGCAAAAUAAGUGACCGGUCACUUAUUU
Colletotrichum acutatum is the source of this 2498-nucleotide messenger RNA. RefSeq names its product heterokaryon incompatibility protein-domain-containing protein. NCBI's taxonomy places the organism in Eukaryota, Fungi, Ascomycota, Sordariomycetes, Glomerellales, Glomerellaceae. Bases 47 to 2152 code for a protein of 701 amino acids. The transcript has a single exon. The record is from RefSeq and is a predicted model, not a curated record.